This is a messenger RNA of Angiostrongylus costaricensis, 2787 nucleotides long. The record is from the annotation of a GenBank genome assembly. Lineage: Eukaryota; Metazoa; Nematoda; Chromadorea; Rhabditida; Metastrongylidae.
AGAUGUCUAUCAAUAUUGCGGAGCUCUGUCUGUGAUCGAACUCAGAAGCGCAGCAUAAUCUUCAAAAUGGGGAACGAAACACCUACGAGAGUUGUGGGAUAUUAUGUUGUAUUUCCUCACAUUCCUGAUGAAACUGUGGAGAACAAUAGUUUCUUGAGCAACAUCGCUAUGGGUAGGGAUUGGCCGACAUUGUCUACAUCUUCUCCGAAAGAAAUGUAUGAGGGCACCGUACGUAUGCUUAUGGAAUACGGUGCUACAUGCAUGGAACAUCUGGAGCUUAUAGAAAAAUUACCUCCUGAAGAACGCACGUUCGAAACUGUGGUUGAGCCACUUCUAACGGAGGAAUACGACGUGGAUUAUGCCUUGCAAACACUUUUGCUUAAAAUGCUGACAGAUUGGCCUGACUGUAAUCGAAAUGUUUUCGACGCAGAUCUACAUCAUAUUAUGAGUGCACGCGAUCGCAUGGAAAAGCUAUCCAGCUUAAAUUUUCAAAUAGCGAUUAAGCAGCUUUAUGAUGCGAAGAACGGUUUAUCGACAUGGCAGCUACGCCUUCUCGAGUGGUAUUUGUUAGAGGUACGCGCAAGCGGCUUGGAUAUAACAGAUGAAAAAUCGCGAAAGCUGAUUGGAUCAUGGAACAAAUUCAUAGAUGAGUUCCGGAGCAACUCAAAUAUUAUGGCAACAAACGACCAGCAUAUUUUUACGGCAUCUUUCGACCAUGAUUUUUACAACAAUUCUAUAAAUGUCGAGGAGCUCCGACAUAAUAACGAAGGUCUCGCGAAAGCUUUAGGCUACACAUCGGUUGCAGAGCAUCGACUGGCAAACAAAAUGGCUACAUCUCCUGAAACUGUCCGAAACUUCUUGAAUGCGCUGACCCGCCGUAUUCGUCCAGUUUUCAUAGAUCGGAUGGAAUCGUGGACAGCAUUUGCACAAACCCAGGAACUUAUGUCCUCUAAUUUACAAGCCUAUGAUAUGGCGUACAUUUGUAGAAAGGAAGCUGAACAACUUUACGAUGUCGACCCACUAGAUUUGAUGGGUCACUUCCCAUUUUGGCCAACGUUUCAAAAGUUGACGAACAUUACUGAGCAAAUAUUCGGUUUACAUUUCAAGGACGUAACGGACGAGGGUCUCGAACGAGUGCAUUCCGACGUGCGGAUUUUCAGCGUGAAGGACCUCGCCACUGAUGAACACUUGGGAAGAUUAUACAUCGAUCCCUAUGAUAGGGAAAAUAAACGUGGUGGAUGGAAUGCGCUACUCGGCCGUAUGGAGUCUAAAGCCCGGAACCUCGACAAGAUUGUAUAUUUGGUUGGAUCUGCUAUUGCACCUACACAUACCGCACCGUCUCUUCUUCAUCAUCAACAACUUCAGCAGCUGCUUUUCUAUGUUGGACGUUCCUUACAAAUGUUAUUGUCGCGUUCACCAUAUCGAGAUAUCGCUAUUCCAUGGGCACCAUUUUAUGCUAGUGAUUGGGAUGCAGCUGAUGCAGUUCCGGCAUUCUUACAGUUCUUCGUGUACAAACCUACCUUACUUCAGUCUCUUAGUUCCCCUCACAUUGUUAGUGACACCACAAUAUCAGAUGAUAGGGCGAACAACAUAUGUCUUGCACUGUCACGAGCCACCCUUUGGGACUCUUAUCGUACCUUAUUUUGGUCAGAUUUCGACCUAACCGUAUUUGAAAUGGAAGAUAGGAAGUGCGUAGCAUCAUAUUUCGUCUGUAAUUUUGGUUUCAAUUUCAUCGGAUUGGAGCUUUUCAGACAGAAGUUUUGGCUUGAUUUAUAUCGUGAAAUGUCUGAAGAAUACUUCCCUUUUAAAACUUCAAGGAACGAUUACCAUCCAUGCUCAUUCAUACCAAUAUUUGGUCUUCAACCCUAUAUGGGAAUGUAUUAUCGUAAAUUGUGGACUGAGAUGCUAGCACUGGAUAUUCAUGAAACUUUUGAUUUCGAAAACGAUGUCAGGAAAACUGGUGAUCGAUUGAAAGCAACGAUACUUUCUCGAGGAUCUGGAGACAUGGCGAAGGAGCUGUAUCGACGAUUCCAGGGUCGUGACCCCAGCGUUGUGAUGGCGAGUAUCGCUACUACAGCAGCUGGCGACACGAAAACACCCGAAGUGACCGUUGUUACUGAAGUUCCGCCGAGUUUGCACAGAGCGUUGUUGCUAAUGGCCAAGAACUUCUUCUCUAAGGAGCAUUAUCUUGUUGUUUAUUACAUAAUGAGAUCUGUUUGCAUACGAGAGGAGAUUCUGAGAAAUCGACUGAACUUCGAGCAAAGGCACUUGAGGCAGUUGAUUGCGGCACUCAAAAACGAAAAACUAGUGAAGGAUCGGCUGCUUCAACAAAAGAAUGAAACCGGCAGGAACGUAUCGAUCAUCUUUUAUUUCAUUAAUUAUCGUGCUAUCAUCAACGUACUAAAAUAUAAAAUUGAUCACAUGAGGUUAGACAUGGACAUUGACCGUAUAUUUGACACACAAACGGGCACCUUGAAAUGCUGGCGGUGUCAGGGCGAAGUUACACAAGAUAUUACGGGAGGGCCUACUCAAGUUACCAGGACGUUGUUGGCUCGGUUUAACGAACAAAUGCUACCUCUUUUUGCUGCAAUUCGUGAGUUAGCUGGUAUUCAGCUGGCACCGCAUCUCUUAGAACCAGAUAUAAAUCAGUACUUAGCUGAAGAGGAUAAAAGUAUUUCAUACUUUAUGAUGAUUUUCACGGCAUUAGUUUGGAUAUCACUUGGACAUUUGUCUUGGAGAACAUACUUUGGAUAUGAGCAAUAUGUCAAACUUGCUAUGCACCCCUAA